Molecule: messenger RNA, 4614 nt
Organism: Morchella sextelata
Lineage: Eukaryota; Fungi; Ascomycota; Pezizomycetes; Pezizales; Morchellaceae
Exons: 1
Coding region: 1-4614 (1537 amino acids)
Molecular function (GO): protein binding
Source: RefSeq, a predicted model, not a curated record
AUGCCACGGUUUCUAGCUGGGGAGAGGUUCGGUGCCUGGUUUAAUCGUUUUCUGGGAGCCAAGCCUCCAGCUAAGGAUCCCAAUACUACGGCAGCUGAAACUAUCCUGGAUGAUAUUCAGCGUAUCGAAGCCAGCUUAGCUAUUACUCCACUGCAUAGGCCACACCGUGCACACCUUUUGAUGCAAUUGAGUAGCUGCCUAGCCAAAAGAUAUCACCAAGAUGGAGACUUAGAGCACCUGGAAAAAGCCAUCGAGCACCUCCACCUUGCGCAAGACAUGAAGGUAUUGGAUAGCUCCACGCGUGCACAUAUAUGCGCGGAUCUCGGUUCCUGCCUGUUGCAGCGGUUUCGCCAUUUCGGAGAAACCACCGAUCUCCUCAAAGUUAUAGAUUUUAUAACUUUCUCUUUAUCGGAAGUGAGCGAGGACCUUGCAAUGCGUGUGGAACUCUUGAACCGACUCAGUACGGCUUUACGCCUUCGGUAUGACGCUGUGGAGGAAUUGGACGACUUGAACGGAGCGAUACGGCAUCUACAGGAGGCUGUGGAGACAGUGACAGCACAGAUGAAUGUCCCAAAUCAUCAAAUAAUGCUUAGAAAUCUCUCAUCACUCUUCCAUAUACGAUAUGAACGUCUCGGGGACUUGGCUGAUCUUGACUCCGCGAUAAAGUUCAUGGAGGCUACUAUCUCAGCGACACCGGUGGACGAUCCUUUGACUCGGGGGCACUUGCUUUAUUACCUGAGCACUUCUGUGCUGCAGAGGUAUGAGAAGCUACACAAUCUACAUGAUCUCGAAGCGGUCAUGGAACAGACGCUUGCAGCGCUUCAGGUGUUACCGGCGGGGCAUACACUCGUAGUGAUGCUUUUUGAAAACAUGAGCAACGCACACGAAGCGCGCUACAACCUACAAGAAGAUCCUAAUGACAUAGAUACAGCCAUCUUAUACAUGAAAAAGGCAAUAGAAAAAACAGAGGCUAAAGACGUUUACCAACGUGCUGUUCGAUUAACCAAUUUGUCCAACAUGUUCUUGUCUAGGCACGAGGAACGCCCUUCCGACUCUGACCUUAAUGAGGCGAUUGAAUGCGCAAGUAAGGCUGUCCACUAUGUUCGCCGAUCUGACGAUACUGCUCCUCUAUCGAAUAUGUUGACAAAUCUGGGGAUAUGUUACAAUACGCGAUUCCGAUAUACGGGUUUCCAAGACGCGGGGGAUCUGGAAAGGGCCACCGAUGCCGCCAGAUCUGCUAUCGAAGUGCUUGGAGUAACAAACCUUGACCAUCCGGAUCGGCCAGGUCUUCUCUGUAAUCUAGCAGCCGGUCUCAGCAAUCGCUAUUUAUUGUCCAAUGACUUGAAUGAUCUGGAGGUUGCAAUAGGGAACCUGAAUGAGGCGAUAGCUAGAAUGCAUGAAGCGGAUCCUGAUCGCGCCAACAUGCUGAUCAACAUGGCCUCGCUCCUCGACCUCCGUUACAAACGUCUACGAGCGGUCAGUGACCUAAACGAUGGGAUCAAGUACGCCGAAAAAGCAUUAGAAGUAAUUUGUAACCAGAAGAGGGAGACUGGCCGAGCACUUCGCACCCAGGUUGAAUAUACACGCACACUCUGUCACCUGCUCAAUAUCCGCAGCCAAAGAUUGAACUGCCCACAAGAUCUUGAUUCCGCAAUACUACAUGCAGGAUCUAUGCUGGGCGUACUGCCGGACAGUCAUCCAGACCGCUCAAAGGUUCUGAAAGAUUUGAGUGUUUACCUGAUCAUUCGGUAUAAUAGACAGCAGGCACUGAGUGACCUGGAUGAAGCUACGGUCCACAUGAAGUCCUGUAUAGAAGAGACUGCCAAAGAUGAUCCCGAUCGAGUGAGUAGAUUGAAUCAACUUGCGGUUAUCCUUAUUUCUCGCUAUAGUCGGCUCAGAGAACCGGCCGACCUCAAGGAGGGCAUUGAACAUGUCGAAGAAGUAUUGGAAAUGACACCUGAGAACGAUCCGAAGCGUGCAGAGAGCCUGACCUAUCUUAGUAAUCUGCUCCGAUGGCAGCACCGGCGACUUGAUGCCGCAGGUUCUCUCCAGGCCGCCGUGGCGUGUGCAGAGGCAGCUGUGAGAGCAACCCCGGCCCUCCAUCCAGACUAUAAGUGCAGGCUGGGAGACCUGAGCGCUGCCCUCCACGCCCGUUAUGAUAGGUUUGGUAAUAUAGAGGAUCUAGAACUGGCAAUUCGCCAUACUGAAACCUGUCUCAAAGAUACCGCGGUGGGGAGCCCGGGGCGCACUCGUAGCCUGAUCGACCUGGGUGGGAUGCUUAGGUGCAAAUACCGUCGAUUCGGAGCACUUUCAGACCUAGAGGCUGGAUUCGAAUACAUCAAGGCUGCCGUGGCAGAGACACCGCUCGACCACCCAGACAGAGAGAGGAUAGUGAACACCCUUGGCCCUUUUCUUGGUUCUCGUUAUGCGCGGUUAGGCGCCUCUGCCGACCUCGAAGCCGCAAUUCAGCGUAGUAAGGCUGCUCUUGAGGCCACAAAACCAGAUGACCCUUCCUUCGCUGAUAGGCUUGAAUCUGUGGGGGGCUAUCUGACAACUUUGUAUAUGGCAUACCGUACCCCCUGUGACCUGGAUGAGGCAAUCCAGCAUAUUGAAAAGGCUCUGGAAAUCACUCCGGAGGAUGAUCCCGAGCGUCCUGGUAGGCUGUCGAGUUUGGGCAAAUGUUACCACGUCCGGUUUGAGCACUCGGCUUUUAAUGAUAGAAAUAUGAACGACCUUGAUGCAGCCAUCGAAUAUGAAAAUCAAGCUGUGCUGGCUACACCUCUUGACGUACCUUCCCGUGCACACAGGCUCACUUGCCUUGGGACAAAUCUGAGAUUAAGGCACAAGUUAAAGUUGCAAAAGGGACUCUAUGCAGAUGAUGAUCGGACAAGAGCAUUCAAUGCUUUUAUCGACGCCUGGAAAUGCCAGACGGCACCCCCGAAUACCCGUGUGCAGGCAGUUUGGCGCGCCGUCAAAUUCUUCCAGUCAUACGAACUAAUAUCGCCGUUAGAGUCUAGUAUCCUACUAGAGGAGGCCGUCGAAUUGUUACCUAAGAUCAGUCUACGGUCGCUGGAGCAAGAUGACCAGCAACAGCUACUGUCAAGCUUGUAUGGGCUCUCGUCACUAGCGGCCUCGUCUGCACUAGAGGCAGGACGUGGAGCAUACAUCGCCUUGAAACUGCUUGAGCUUGGGCGAGGAAUCAUCACUGGCUUUGCAAUCGACAAUCGGAGUGAAAUGUCAGAUUUACAGACGUCACAUCCAACCUUGUUCGAUUCACUCAUCAAUCUUCGAACAGAGGCCAACUCGCCAUUGCCAGAGAAGGGUACAGGGAAUCCGACGGAUUAUCUAAAUUCCUCAGCAUCGAAGCGGAGGAUUGCUCUGGAGCAAAUGGAUGCUCUCUUGGAAAGGAUCCGUGAGAUACCCGAGUACAAAGGCUUUCUCCUACCGCCCAGCCCGGAAUCCUUGAUGAAAAUGGCAGAGCACGGCUCAAUCGCUAUCAUGUGCGCCACCCCUCUCCGGAGCGAUGCCAUUAUCAUCACAAAGUCUGCAAUAGAAUCGAUCGAGCUUAAAAAGUUACUUUACAAGGAUGCCAAAACCAAAAUGCGAGACAUGGCGAUGAAUUUAGUUAGGGGUGGAUUCGGGACCUGGGGCAAGAGAAACAAGGAGAUGGUCAAACUUCUGGCUUGGCUUUGGGAGACGGCUGUAAAGCCCGUGUUGGAUAAGGUAAAUCCAGAGUCGAAGAACUCAAGGAUCUGGUGGAUUGGGAUCGGGGAAUUGAGUAGGGCACCUUUCCACGCCGCCGGAUAUCAUAAGAAAGGGUGCUCGAAAUACGCCAUGAAUAAAGUCAUCUCCUCCUACAUCCCAACAGUAAAGUCUCUACUGUACGCUCGUCAGCGGGACUUGAGAUUAAACAUGACCUCCACGCUUGAUUCUCAACUUCUCCUGGUCACCAUGCCCUCAACCCCCGGGCAUCCAGACUUGCCUAGUGUUCAAGGGGAGGUCGCAGCCCUUGUUGAAAUCGUUGAAAAUAAAGAGCCCUUUGAUAAGAUAGUACCUUGGAAGACAAAGAUCUUACAAGAGCCCUGUGCCAAGGGCGUGAUGGAACAGCUUCCUGAGUUUGAUGCGGUUCAUUUUGCUUGCCAUGGUGUUUCAGAUAGUAACAACCCAUCGAACAGCAGUCUACUCCUUUUGAAUAAGGCUGUUGAAGGAGAUAGCAUUGAUAGGUUGACGGUACGAGAUAUAUCCAGAGCAACCUCCUCAAAAGCCCAGCUUGCAUAUCUCUCAGCCUGCAGCACUGCCGAUAAUGCUGCAAUUGAGUUGGGAGACGAGACCAUUCAUCUCGCAGGCGCCUUUCAGCUUGCGGGCUUCAACCAUGUUGUUGCCACUAUGUGGCAAUCGAGAGACACAGCGUGUAAAACUGUGGCAGAAGGUUUCUACACUAGGUUAUAUCGUGGUGAUGGUGGUGGUGGUGGUGGAAAUAGCGGGGCGGGAGGUAAUUCGGGAGAUACGCAUCUGGCGGUCAGCAUGGCUCUUCACGAGGCGGUGAAGAAAGCAAGGGCUGAAUGUAGAGAUAGGCCACUUACCUGGGCUCCGUUCAUUCACACGGGGGCAUGA